AUGCAAUUAAUAUAUCAUAAAAAGCUCAGCGUGAUAACUGGGUUAUUUAUAUUAUCGUUAAUAAAUUUAGUUUCGGGGUACGUUACAAAGUUUAAUGAACUAAAUUCUCAGGUGUGUUCAGGUAUAUAUUCUAAGCAUGAUUGGGGUGGAAGCUUUAAACCAAGUAUUGAAAUCAAAUUGCUUUCAUACGGUAAAGAUAAAUACGAUUCCAAAUCAAAGGAUCAAAAGGAGAAGGAAGAUAUUUCUGUGAGUUACGUUAUUUUUGAAUAUAAGGACUUAGGAAACAUUGGGUAUGAUCUUGGCGAUGGGAAGUAUAAAUACAUUUGUGACGACUAUGCAAUCAACGACUUAGGAAUAUGUGAAAAGAAGCAAAAGGGUAAAUUUAUUAUCCAAUCGACAUCGCCCAACUCAACGAUUAUGACGUCGUCAUUUAACCAUCUUGGAGAGGCAAAUAUUCAUUACAAUGUGUCAAGAUCCGGGUAUUAUUGUAUUUCGACUGUAUCGAUGAACGAUAAGGGUUAUUCGGGGGCAAUGAACUUCCAAAAUGCGUUCGGUCACUUGAGUGCUAGUGAAAUUCCGAAGUUACCAGCAUACGGUAUAUUGACUAUAUUCUACGCCAUUGCGUUAGCAUUAUACGGAUUCCAAUUUUACAAGAAGAGAAAUCAGAACCAGAUCUUACCUUUGCAAAGAUACUUGUUAGCUAUGUUAGGAUUCUUGACUUUCGACACCAUCGUCGUCUGGUCGUACUAUGACUUAGUAAACAGAACCAGGAAUCCUCUGGCGGGAUUCGUGACAUUCUACAUGUUCUUCCUUUCGUUUAUGAAUGCUACUAAGACUUCCUUUUCGUUUUUCUUGUUAUUAUGUAUUUCGUUGGGUUAUGGUGUUGUGGUGCUCAAAUUGAAGAAGAGUGUCAUGUUGAAAUGUAAAAUCUUGGCUGGUUGUCACUUUGUGGCUACAAUGGUCUAUUUGGUUUCGAAUUACUACAAUGGAUCGGCUUACACCACAUCAUCAGGCUCUUCGAGCUCCAUGAAUAAUUCUGGGGCUGGCGACUUGCUUGGAUUAUUGCCAUUGAUUCCAGUUACUAUAACUUUGACCGCUUACUAUUUGGCAGUCUUAAUAUCAAUUAAGAAAACUACCGCCAAUUUACAUAAACAGCGUCAAAUUAUUAAGUUACAACUUUACCAAAACUUGUUCAGAAUUAUCUUUCUGUCUGUUGUUUUAACUUUCGGGGGUUUAAUUUUAUCGUCAUUUAUCUACUUAAGUAUGUCCACGACUGAGAUGAUCGAGGAACAUUGGAAAGGUGCUUUCUUUAUUUUUGAUUUCUGGCCAAGUGUUGUAUUCUACGGUGUUUUCAUGGGAGUUGCAUGGUUAUGGAGACCAACAGAAACUAGUUACAUGUUGGCAAUUUCACAACAAUUGUCUACUGAGGAAACUGCUGAUAAUGAGGAUGGUGAAGCCGAUAUUGGCCAGGGAUACCACCGCGGUCAUGAAUUUGAAUUGGAUGACUUAUCUUUAAUAAGUCACAGCGACAAUGAAAACGAACCUCCUGCCGAUCAGGAUAGUUUCGAAUUAUCGAGAGAUGAAAAUCCUCCUCAAUAUAGCGAAACCGAUGACGACAAUAAGAAGUCAAAGAAAAAAGAAGAACCUACUGAUACUGGUAAUACACUCUUUGAAUUAGGAGAAGAGAGCGAUGAUGAGAAUAAGGAUGAUGAUCGCUUAAAUAGCAAAUAA
Messenger RNA from Debaryomyces tyrocola, 1731 nucleotides. The record is from the annotation of a GenBank genome assembly. NCBI's taxonomy places the organism in Eukaryota, Fungi, Ascomycota, Pichiomycetes, Serinales, Debaryomycetaceae.